Enhydra lutris kenyoni (northern sea otter) is the source of this 1542-nucleotide messenger RNA. RefSeq names its product cartilage acidic protein 1. The transcript is spliced from 12 exons. Gene Ontology annotation, molecular function: calcium ion binding. Bases 212 to 1519 code for a protein of 435 amino acids. The record is from RefSeq and is a predicted model, not a curated record. Lineage: Eukaryota; Metazoa; Chordata; Mammalia; Carnivora; Mustelidae. Gene Ontology annotation, biological process: axonal fasciculation.
AGGGGUGGCCACGUACACGGACAAGUUGUUCAAGUUCCGCAACAACCGCUGGGAAGACAUCCUCAGUGACGAGGUCAACGUGGCCCGCGGUGUGGCCAGCCUCUUUGCCGGGCGCUCUGUGGCCUGCGUGGACAGGACGGGCUCUGGACGCUACUCUAUCUACAUCGCCAAUUAUGCCUACGGUAACGUGGGCCCUGACGCCCUCAUUGAAAUGGACCCCGAGGCCAGUGACCUUUCCCAGGGCAUUCUGGCGCUCAGAGAUGUGGCUGCUGAGGCCGGGGUCAGCAAAUACACAGGGGGCCGCGGUGUCAGCGUGGGUCCUAUCCUCAGCAGCAGUGCCUCAGACAUCUUCUGUGACAAUGAGAAUGGGCCCAACUUCCUCUUCCACAACCAGGGUGAUGGCACCUUCGUGGAUGCUGCUACCAGUGCCGGUGUGGACGACCCCCACCAGCAUGGGCGAGGUGUCGCCCUAGCCGACUUCAACCGCGAUGGCAAAGUGGAUAUUGUCUACGGCAACUGGAAUGGCCCCCACCGGCUCUACCUGCAGAUGAGUGCCCAUGGGAAGGUCCGCUUUCGGGACAUCGCCUCGCCCAAAUUUUCCAUGCCAUCCCCGGUCCGUACCGUCAUCGCCGCUGACUUUGACAAUGACCAGGAGCUGGAGAUCUUCUUCAACAACUUUGCCCACCGCAGCUCCUCAGCCAACCGUCUCUUCCGGGUCAUUCGCAGGGAACACGGCGACCCCCUCAUCGAGGAGCUCAAUCCCGGUGAUGCCUUAGAGCCUGAGGGUCGGGGCACAGGGGGUGUGGUGACAGACUUCGAUGGAGACGGGAUGCUGGACCUCAUCUUGUCCCAUGGGGAGUCCAUGGCUCAGCCGCUGUCUGUCUUCCGGGGGAACCAGGGCUUCAGCAACAACUGGCUGCGAGUGGUACCUCGGACCCGAUUCGGGGCCUUCGCCCGGGGAGCUAAGGUCGUGCUCUACACCAAGAAGAGCGGGGCCCACCUGAGGAUUAUCGACGGGGGUUCGGGCUACCUGUGUGAGAUGGAGCCCGUGGCGCACUUUGGCUUAGGGAAGGAUGAAGCCAGCAGUGUGGAGGUGACAUGGCCGGAUGGCGAGAUGACAAGCCGGAAUGUGGCCAGUGAGGAGAUGAACUCCGUGCUGGAGAUCCCCUACCCCCGGGAUGAGGACAGACCUCAGGACCCAGCCCCACUGGAGUGCGGCCAAGGAUUCUCCCAGCAGGAAAACGGCCAUUGCCUGGACACCAAUGAAUGCAUCCAGUUCCCAUUCGUGUGCCCUCGAGACAAGCCCGUGUGUGUGAACACGUAUGGAAGUUACAGGUGCCGGACCAACAAGAGGUGCAGUCGGGGCUACGAGCCCAACGAGGACGGCACAGCCUGUGUGGCUCAAGUGGCCUUUUUAGGUGGGUAUCCUUCUGCUGCCUUUAGAAUCUCUGAGCCUCUCUCUCGGGCCUCGUAUCUCUCUCUAGGCCUUGGACUUUGCCUUCAGUUAUAUGCACUUUAAAUCCCAUCAAUAAAGGAAAAAAA